AUGGAUGCCAGUCAGCUCGCCGGCACUUCAAAAGGCUCGAAUAGCUUGAUUAGAUCACCAGAUGAUGAGAAAGUGAUGGCAAAAACGGCACAAAUAAAGCAAUGGGUCGUGCAUCGAUUAAAAGAGUUGGAAGAACAAAACGAGCGGCUGAAGCAGCAGAAUCUCCGAUGCACCACACAGCUGCAAAUGCUCAAAUCGAUGAGUGAAAAGAGUCGCAAUUGGAAUAACAAAAAGACGAACAGCUUCGACGUCAUGAGCCACUCGGUGACGGGUGCUCUCCCAGUGUGUCGCGAGCUCGAGAAUCGCACCUCUGAUGACAGCGGCUUGACAAGCGAUGAGCAUGAGAGAGGCUGCACGGCGCUGAUCACUGACAACGCCGUGAUGAGCCGCUCGAUCGCCGGCGAGUCGACCCCGAAAACGUUGCGAAAGAAAAUGACACGACAAAACUCGGCCGAUUGCGCUCCACAGGCUCCGGUGACUCCAUCAUCGGAUGGGUCGCCUGUUUGGGAGCAAAGCCGACCAAUACCCACCCCGAGGAAACCCAGGAACACGCCAAUAAAUGUUGAACGAGACUCGCUGAAUUCGUUUCGUGACGAGUACGAGUUCGACUGUGACGAAGAGGAGGAGGAGGAGAUGUUCGACGAGGUGGUGGAAAGCCCGUCAGAGCACAGAGCACCCGCAAAAUACGCGGACUAUGUGAAUCUGGCGGACUUUUGCGCGAUUCGGGACGACGAAGUGGUUUACUCGGAUAUUAUCAAACCGACAACGUCUCAACCACCCGAACCACCGCAACACAAAACGAGGCCAUGGGAGUCGCGUCUGUUGGACGUGGCCGAGAAAUGCUUGUCGCCGAUCGACUCCCUCACUUCCGAUUCCCCAAAUCGUUCAUCUUCACAGAAAAGAGAGUCAUUCGAUGGGCAAAGACCGUCGAAUGCCUCGGCGAGUCCGUACCAAGUGACGCGAAUAUCGCUGGAUCGGGUUUCCUCUUCGCCGAGGCGCUCAAACGGCGCGUCGAGCAAUCUCUCGACUCGUUCCCCUCGCAUUUUCUCUAACUACUCGAUCGCUUUAAGCGAUCGUGACUCAAAGGACUAUCAGAAUGGUUCAGCGGAAAUAAAAACUCGACCGCUCAACAUUCGAACUUCACUAAUACCAACAACCGACUCGCUUGAAAAAUCCGGUUACUGGAGCUUGGUUUCGGAAAGUCGCUUGAAAUCGUUAAAACGAAGAUUUGUCGAACUCCGAAAUGGUCAACUGAGCUUUUACCGGACCCAGAAGAAUCAGAGCCGAGAUGAGGAGCCACUGGCUCGAAUCGCGCUCACCGAGAUCAAGAGCGUGACAAGAAUGGCGCAAUGUGGUGGGAAUUACGCUUUUCUGCUGGUAACCGGCACGCAGAAGUUCCAGUACAUGACGGAGAGUGAAAGGGCGACAGAGGAAUGGAUUCAUGUGUUAACCCAAGCAAUCAAAGGAGCGACUCUCCGCGAGCUAGCCACCCGAACAACCCGUCUAGAAGCCUCGAUAUCAGGCAUUUUGCAACGAGUUCGAUGCGGGCAUUCAAAGCGACUUUUCGCCUCACUUUCCCAGCAUAAACUCAUGUUUUUCAAAAGCCCUGAUGAUACGGUGCCAACAAGUUUCCUCUCAUUGCAAGGGGCACACAUUUGCGAGAAACAGAAAACCGAAAGCGAUGAGUACUCGGGAAGCUCGGAUGAGCAACAACAGAAGGAACAGAAGGGAAAUAAUGCGAACAAAAGGGAAUACACGAUAUCGAUUGAGCUUGCUAACGAGGAUCCACUCUAUUUGGUGUUACGGUCAGCUGAAGAAAAAGAGAAAUGGCUGUACUUUCUCCGCUCGGCUGCUGGCGAUGCGACGCUUUGCGGAACGCCUUUUGAGAUUCUAAUGCAACGAAUGUUGAUUGAUGGAGCUAGACAGGACUCACCUUUCUGGAAUGACCUCUUACUUGUUUCGGCCGAGGACCCGAAAGAUCCAAUGGUGUCUAUAAAUGCGCAGGAGAAGAAGAAAACGAUUGAGAUCGCUAAGGCUUGCCACCUCUUCGUUUCGGUGUUGAUGCGACCGUGCGCCGUGCAAUACCAUAUCGAUUUAGCGCAAAACAUUCUCUCGUCAGCUAUUCAGUUGGAAUUCGUGCGAAACGAGCUCUACGCUCAGCUGAUCCGAAUGACGUCCGGCACGAUGCCGUUCGCUUUGCAGGGCUGGAAGUUGUUGGCGUUAACCCUGCCACUUUUUCUCCCAAAGCAAUACGCGUUAUUGUGGUUGUUGAAGAGACACAUUGCAAGAUGGGCGGCCAAAAGUGGCGAUGAGGCGAAUAUUGCUGCGUACUGUGAGGGAACGUUGGAGAAAAGUCUCCAAACGGGCGGAAGAGACGAGGGACCGAGUCGACUCGAGGCCACAUCGAUUCUCACAAGAGAUCCGUCGUCAACGAAAUUCCCCCAUUCGAUCUCGGUUCGAUUACCGAAUGGGGACUAUCAGGUGGUCGAAUUUGACGGCUCCACCGAAGUGGGCCAAUGUCUGUCAUCGUUGUGUCUCAAAUUGGGAAUGCGACCGGCGCUUCUUUCUGGGUACGCACUCUACAUCGAUCAUCCGUCAAACCAGGGAUUGCAUUUGUUGAAGGGGAAGCAAAAGCUCUGCGACUGUUUAACCCUUUGGGAACGACGUGAGCGAGACUCGAGACGAGGCAGGAUAUCGGCGGAAGGAGUCGCCAAAUUGGAACUCCGAUUGCGACACUAUUGGAGACAUUUGGCACACACGGAGACACUCCUGGAGAGAGGUUUCCUCGUUUGGCGACAAGCCGAAGAGAUUGUCGGUGGCCGGGUGCCGGUUUCCUCCGAGCUCGCCGAUCAUCUGAUGUCUCUGUAUGCGCAGUUGAGCUUCGGGGAUUUAGAUGGAGCGCCGACCGAUCAACAUUUUCAAUAUGUGACCAGCAAAUUUUACCCCCGCAAGAUGUACGAGGUGGCGAAUUUGCGAACGCUUCGCGCAAAUUUGGAAACGAAUUGGCGUCAAAUGGGCGGAAUGAGCGAAAACGAGUGCAUUCGAGUGAUCCUACAGGUGCUCCGAAAAUGGCCUCUAUUCGGUUGCUCUUUAUGGGAAGCCGGCAUGCGCACGUCGAACGAUCGAAGCGUUUUCGUGGCCGUUCACGAUUCGGGAGUGCACAUUUUGGAUCGCCGGCAUUUGGAAACGAUUCGUUCUUUUCCCUUCCAAAAAUUGGUCACUUUCGGCGGCUUUCACAACGAUUUCAUGAUCACGGUGGAGCGCAUUUUAUCGCCCGAUUCGCAUCCGGAGGAGACGCCAAAAGAGCGGAUCACAUUCAGCAUGGAGCCCGCGCAAAUCGAACAGUUGACCACCCAUCUCGCCGAGUACAUCAGAUGCCAGAAAUUGGUUUUCAACAUCUCGAAA
Messenger RNA from Mesorhabditis belari, 3405 nucleotides. NCBI's taxonomy places the organism in Eukaryota, Metazoa, Nematoda, Chromadorea, Rhabditida, Rhabditidae. The record is from the annotation of a GenBank genome assembly.